Molecule: messenger RNA, 14355 nt
Organism: Epinephelus moara (kelp grouper)
Lineage: Eukaryota; Metazoa; Chordata; Actinopteri; Perciformes; Serranidae
Gene: kalrna
Product: kalirin RhoGEF kinase a
Exons: 68
Coding region: 230-9307 (3025 amino acids)
Biological process (GO): protein phosphorylation
Cellular component (GO): cytoplasm
Molecular function (GO): ATP binding; protein binding; protein kinase activity
Source: RefSeq, a predicted model, not a curated record
GGGAGGUUGGACCGGGAACAAUAGAGAGAAACCAAGCCAGCCCUGAAACACCAAACAAACCGAGAGGGCGACAGAAAGAAAGAAAGCAAGCAAGAAAGAAAGGAAGGCAGCGGAGGGAUGGAGAGAGAGACGGACACACGGACACCAUGUGAGGAAUAAAGACGGAGCGGAGGGCGCUUUAUUUCUCUUCUUUCUUUUGUCGCUGGAUUGUAUUGAAGCGGAUUCCGAUAUGAACCCUGCAGAAGCGGCCGAGGAGGCGCCCAGCGACCCCGACACUGAUGCCUUCUACAAAACAGGGUCACUGAGGACUGAAGGCAUCAAGGCGUCUGAUGUUCUUCCUGUGCUGAAGGAGAAAGUUGCCUUUGUGUCAGGUGGGCGAGAUAAAAGAGGAGGACCAAUCCUGACUUUUCCUGCCAGGAGUAACCAUGACCGAAUAAAACAGGAAGACCUGAGGAGGCUGGUAACCUACCUGUCUACUGUUCCCAGUGAGGAUGUAUGUAAACGUGGUUUCACCGUCAUCAUCGACAUGCGUGGUUCUAAGUGGGAGCUGAUCAAGCCUCUGCUGAAGACGCUGCAGGAGUUUUUCCCAGCUGAGAUCUGUGUGGCACUCAUCAUCAAACCGGACAACUUCUGGCAGAAACAGAAGACGAACUUCGGUAGUGCAAAGUUCUCCUUUGAGACCAGCAUGGUGUCAGUUGAAGGUCUGGCCAAACUGGUGGAUCCUUCCCAGCUGACAGAUGACUUUGAAGGCUCUCUGGACUACAACCAUGAGGAGUGGAUGGAGCUGAGGGUCUCUCUGGAGGAGUUCAUGUCCAACGCUGUUCACCUGCUGUCCAGACUUGAAGACCUGCAGGAGCUUCAGUCCAAGAAGGAGUUUCCUGCAGAUGUGGAGGGAUCUCGUCGGUUGAUAGAUGAGCACACACAGCUGAAGAAAAAGGUGCUGAAGGCUCCAGUGGAAGAGUUGGACCGUGAAGGCCAAAGGUUGCUGCAGUGUAUCCGAUCUAGUGAUGGUUUUUCAGGGAGGAACUGCAUCUCAGGCUCUGCUGACUUCCAGAGUUUAGUGCCCAAGGUUGCCAGUCUGCUGGAUAAGCUCCACUCCAUGAGGCAACAUCUCCAUCAGAUGUGGCACGUCAGGAAACUGAAACUGGACCAGUGCUUCCAGCUCCGUCUGUUUGAACAGGAUGCUGAGAAGAUGUUUGACUGGAUCAGCCACAACAAGGAAGUGUUCCUGCAGAGUCACACAGAGAUUGGCCGAGGUUACCAACACGCCGUGGAGCUGCAGACUCAACACAACCACUUCGCCAUGAACUCCAUGAAUGCCUAUGUAAAUAUCAACAGAAUCAUGUCAGUGGCGAGCCGCCUGGCAGAAGCCGGUCACUACGCCUCCACACAGAUAAAACAGAUCUCCAGUCAGCUGGAUCAGGACUGGAAAAGUUUCGCUGCUGCACUUGACGAGCGCUCCACCAUCCUCGCCAUGUCGUCUGUCUUUCACCAGAAGGCUGAACAGUUCCUGUCAGAGGUGGAGGCCUGGUGUAAAGUCUGCAGUGAGGGAGGGUUACCGUCGGAGAUGCAGGAGCUGGAAAUCGCCAUCCACCGCCACCAGAGCCUGUACGAGCAGGUCACGCAGGCGUACACUGAGGUGAGUCAAGACGGCAAAGCCCUAUUGGACGUCCUCCAGAGGCCUCUGAGUCCCGGCAACUCUGAGUCGCUGACAGCCACUGCCAAUUACUCCAAAGCGGUUCACUGCAUCCUGGAUGUGGUUCAUGAGGUUCUCCACCAUCAGCGGCGUCUGGAGAAUAUUUGGCAGCAUCGAAAGGUCCGACUGCACCAGAGACUGCAGCUGUGUGUUUUCCAACAAGAUGUCCAACAGGUGAUGGACUGGAUUGAAAACCACGGCGAGGCUUUCCUCAGCAAACACACUGGUGUUGGGAAAUCCCUUCACAGAGCCCGAGCCCUGCAGAAGAGACACGAUGACUUUGAGGAUGUAGCUCAGAACACAUACACUAAUGCAGACAAGCUGCUGGAGGCAGCUGAGCAGCUGGCUCAGACCGGAGAGUGCGACCCAGAGGAAAUCUACAAGGCUGCCAGACACCUGGAAGUCCGAAUCCAGGACUUUGUCCGCCGAGUCGAACACAGGAAGCUGCUGCUGGACAUGUCCGUCUCCUUCCACACGCACACCAAGGAGCUGUGGUCGUGGAUGGAGGAGCUGCAGAAACAGCUGCUGGAUGAAGUUUGCUGCGAUUCGGUGGAUUCGGUUCAGACUCUGAUCCAGCAGUUUCAGCAGCAGCAGACGGCCACACUGGAGGCGACGCUCAAUGUGAUUAAAGAGGGAGAGGAAUUAAUACAGCAGCUCAGAGAUGCAGCCAUGUCGACCAAUAAGACACCACACUGCAGUUCCAUCGCACAUAUCCAGGGGGUGCUGCAGCAGCUGGACGAGGCGCAGGGCCAGAUGGAGGAACUGUUCCACGAACGCAAGAUCAAGCUGGACAUCUUCCUCCAGCUCCGCAUAUUUGAACAGUAUACUAUAGAGGUCACGGCGGAGUUGGACGCCUGGAACGAGGAUCUGUCUCGUCAGCUGAACGACGCCAGCCGCUCGGGCGGGAGCAGCGGCAGCAGCAGCGGGGGAGGCGGCACCUCCUCUGGCAGCGCGGAGGACAUAAGCCUGGCAGAGCAGCGGCUGAAACGACACGCGGAGAGGAAGGCGGCCAUGAACAACAUGACCUAUGAAGUGAUGCAGCAGGGUCAAGAUCUGCACCAGUACAUAAUGGAGGUCCAGGCUUCAGGGAUCGAGCUGACGGGGGAGAAGGACAUGGACUUGGCCUCUCAGGUUCAGGAGCUGUUGGAGUUCCUCCAUGAGAAGCAGCAGGAGGUGGAGCUCAACGCGCAACACACGCACACGCGGCUGGAGCAGACCCUGCAGCUACGCCACCUACAGGCCGAGGUUAAACAGGUGCUGGGUUGGAUUCGUAACGGUGAGUCCAUGUUGAACGCCAGCAUGGUGAACGCCAGCUCCUUGUCUGAGGCCGAGCAGCUGCAGAGGGAACAUGAGCAGUUCCAGAUGGCUAUAGAGUCUCUCUUUCAUGCUAACUCUCUCCAGAAGACUCAUCAGAGCGCCCUGCAGGUCCAGCAGAAAGCUGAGAUGAUGCUCCAGGCAGGUCACUAUGAUCCAGAGGCGAUCAGAGGCUGUGCUGAGAAAGUGGCGGUUCACUGGCAGCAGUUGAUGCUGAAGAUGGAGGACCGCCUGAAGCUGGUCAACGCCUCCGUGGCCUUUUACAAGACGUCUGAACAGGUGUGCAGUGUGUUGGAGAGUCUGGAGCAGGAGUAUCGUCGGGAUGAGGACUGGUGUGGCAGCCAUGAUAAACUGGGAAUGUCGGCCGACUGCGAACACCUUCUACCUCUGAUUAGUAAACACCUGGAGCAGAAAGAAGCCUUCCUCAAGGCGUGCACUCUGGCUCGAAGGAACGCUGAGGUGUUUCUGAAGUAUAUCCACAGGAACAAUGUGAGCAUGCCCGGAGCUGCAGGUCACACCAGAGGCCCCGAACAACAAGUGAAAGCCAUUCUGAACGAGCUGCUGCAGAGAGAGAACAGAGUCCUUCACUUCUGGACGUUAAAGAAACGAAGGCUGGACCAGUGUCAGCAGUACUUGGUGUUUGAACGCAGCGCCAAACAGGCGCUGGAUUGGAUCCAAGAGACAGGUGAAGUUUACUUGGCCACGCACACGUCACCUGGCGACAGCAGCGAGGAAACACAGCAGCUCCUCAACGACUACCAUCACUUCAGACUUUCUGCCAAGCAAACAAAGGAGAAAGUGAAGCUGCUGAUCCAGUUGGCAGACAACCUGGUGGAGAAAGGCCACGCCCACGUGUCGGAGCUGAAGCGCUGGGUCAGCACGGUGGACCGCAGAUACAGAGACUUCUCCCUACGCAUGGGCAAAUACCAGGAGAGCCUAGAAAGGAGCCUGGGGGUUAGCUCUGAGGACAAUAAAGACCUGGAGCUGGACACUAUCCCUGCCAGCCUGACAGACGACCCCGAGGUCAAACUGCGGGACCCAAACCAUGAGGUCAACGAGGAAAAGAGGAAGUCUGCCAGGAAGAAAGAGUUCAUCAUGGCCGAACUGCUGCAGACAGAGAAGACCUACGUCAGAGACCUCCAUGAGUGUCUCGAGACCUACCUGUGGGAGAUGACCAACGGUGUGGAAGAGAUUCCUCCAGGCAUCGCCAACAAGGAACACAUCAUCUUCGGCAAUAUGCAGGAUAUCUGCGACUUCCACAACAAUAUUUUCCUGAAGGAACUGGUGAACUAUGAACAGCUACCAGAGGAUGUUGGUCACUGCUUCGUCACCUGGGCUGAUAAGUUUCACAUUUAUGUCGAUUACUGUAAAAACAAACCAGACUCCAGUCAGCUCAUACUGGAGCACGCCGGCACCUUCUUCGACGACAUUCAGCAGAGGCGUGGACUGGCCAACUCCAUCUCCUCCUACCUCAUCAAACCAGUCCAGAGGAUCACCAAGUACCAACUACUGCUUAAGGAGCUACUGUCAUGUUGUGAGGAAGGUAAAGGGGAAAUUAAAGAUGGUUUGGAGGUGAUGCUCAGUGUUCCUAAGAGAGCCAAUGAUGCCAUGCAUCUCGCCAUGUUGGAGGGCUUUGAGGAGAACCUGGAGGUGCAGGGCGAGCUGAUCCUGCAGGACAGCUUUCAGGUUUGGGAUCCACGCUCUCUGAUCAGGAAGGGGCGGGACCGACACCUCUUCCUGUUCGAGUUCUCCUUGGUCUUCAGCAAGGAGAUCAAGGACUCAGCUGGCAGAACCAAGUACCAAUACAAAAACAAACUACUGACGUCGGAGUUGGGGGUAACCGAGCACAUUGAGGGCGACCCGUGUAAAUUUGCUCUGUGGGCAGGAAGAACUCCCUCCUCUGAUAAUAAAACGGUGCUAAAGGCGUCCAAUAUGGAAGCUAAACAGGAGUGGAUUAAAAACAUCAGGGAGGUGAUACAGGAGCGCAUGACUCACCUGAAGGGGGCGCUGAAGGAGCCUCUUCAUCUGCCUAAAACACCAGCACUGAGCAAACCCAGGAAUAACACUAGGAGGGAGGGAGGUGAAGAUGGAGACAGUCAGGGAGACGGCAGCAGCCAGCCAGAUACCAUCUCCAUCGCCUCCAGGACGUCGCAGAACACUGUAGACAGCGACAAGCUCUCUGGUGGAUGUGAGUUGACAGUCGUCCUGCAGGACUUCACAGCAGGAUGCAGCACGGAGAUGUCUGUCAGCACCGGCCAGACGGUGGAGCUGUUGGAGCGGCCGAGCGAGCGGCCCGGCUGGUGCCUGGUCCGAACCACCGAACGCACCCCCCCACAGGAGGGACUGGUCCCCAGCUCCGCACUCUGCGUGUCCCACUCACGCUCCAGUGUGGAGAUGGACUGCUUCUUCGGCUCGGGGAAAGAAAACUAUCCUGUUAGCGGCUCCGAUGGAAAGACAGAGUCCGUUGCAAACCUUCAGCCGCAGCCAUCGCUCAGCUCGCUGCAGUCCAGCUCGCCUGGUCCCAAACGCUCUGGAAACACUCUGAGGAAGUGGCUAACCAGUCCGGUCCGCCGCCUCAGCCACGGCAGCUCUGUGAAGAAGCUCCCCAACAACAAACAGAAGAAAACUGGACCAGGAGCAGGAAGAGAGGAAAGCAGAAAGAGCAUUGACCUCGGACAGCCCGACCAUGCCCUGCAGGAUGACAUCAUUGAUGAGAGAUUCAUCAGUAAGGAUGGUAACCUCCUGUCUAAGCCACCCUCUGGGAUGCAGAGUGGCGGUGAGGAGGAGCAGGACGAGGAGGCCCACACCCCUCUGCCUCCGCCCAUGGAGAUCAUCAAGGACCCCUCAGCUCAGGACGACAAGUCUUCAUCCUUGCUAACGUCUCUGCAGUCGUCCUCUGAGGUGCCCAGCGCCGCAGAGCUGGUUAGCGCCAUAGAAAAACUGGUUAAAACCAAGAUGACUCUGGAACCAGGAGCAUACCCUGGCUUCUCCUCUCUAUCUCCACCAGAGCAAACCACGCCCGUCCAGCCACGAAACCCUGAACUGGAGCAGAGGGCCAAAGCUAUGAGAGGACGGAUGUUUGUCCUGAACGAGCUGAUUCAGACAGAGAAGGACUACGUCAAAGACCUGGGCAUCGUGGUGGAGGGCUUCAUGAAGAAGAUAGAGGAGAAGGGCAUCCCUGAUGACAUGAAAGGAAAAGACAAAAUCGUCUUCGGGAACAUCCACCAGAUCUACGACUGGCACAGAGAUUUCUUUGUAGGAGAGCUGGAGAAAUGUCUGGACGACCACGAACACCUCCCUGAGCUCUUCAUCAAACAUGAGAGAAGACUCCACAUGUACGUGGUUUACUGUCAGAAUAAGCCGAAGUCAGAGUACAUUGUAGCAGAAUAUGACACGUAUUUUGAGGGGAUCCAGCAGGACAUCCAGUCCAGGUUGAGCAUCAGUGACUUUCUCAUCAAACCAAUCCAGAGAAUCACCAAAUACCAGCUGCUACUGAAGGACUUCCUGAAGUACAGCUCAAAGGCAGGCAUGGACUGUGAACAGAUUGAGAAAGCCGUGGAUUUGAUGUCUCAGGUCCCUAAACUGUGUAAUGACAUGAUGAAUUUAGGUCGGCUGCAGGGAUACGAGGGUAAACUGACCUGUCAGGGCAAACUGCUGCAGCAGGAAACCUUCUUUGUGACAGAGCAGGACGCCGGCGUCCUGUCGCGCUCCAAAGAACGACGAGUUUUCCUCUUUGAGCAGAUCGUCAUCUUCAGCGAGCUGCUCAGGAAAGGAUCGUCCACGCCGGGAUACCAGUUCAAGAAGAGCAUCAAGGUAUCCUACCUCGGUCUGGAGGACAGCGCGGAUAACGAUCCCUGUAAGUUCGUCUUGUCGUGCCGAGGCUCGUCGGAACGUUUCACCCUGCAGGCUGCCAACGUCGACAUCAAGCAGGUCUGGGUCCGACACAUCCAGGACGUCCUGGAUGCUCAGAGCAACUUCCUGUCUGCUCUCCAGUCUCCCAUUGAGUACCAGAAGGAGAAGGGCGGAGCAGGCAGCAGCUCCUCACUGACCAGGAACCGCUCGUCCUCGGGGAACCGGCCCACCAUGUCGUCACACAGCCGUCCGUCCUCUGCAGUCGGGCUUGGCGAGAAGGAGACGGAAAGAGGGAGGACCCAGAUGAAAGUGUCUACCUCCAAUGGCGGUUCGACGUGUUUCGACUCCAGGGAUGGUGACGGCGGCUGUAACGGCGUCUCCUCUACCAUGCUGGUCUCUCAGGACUACUCGGCGCUCAAGGAGAACGAGAUCUGCGUCAGUCAGGGGGAGACGGUGCAAAUCCUGGCCACCAAUCAGCAGAACAUGUACCUUGUUUACCGGCCAGCCAACAGCCAGUCGCCCGCCGCGGAGGGCUGGGUGCCGGGACACAUCUUGGGCCCGAUCACAAAGUCCAUAAAAGACUCUUCUUCUACUUCCUCCUUCUCGGCGGCGGUGGCGGACGCCAACAACAUCAAGAAGUCACUGUCAUGGAACACACUGCGUGCCAGGAAGCGCGCUGAAGCCAAGGACGUCACCUCGGUGGGGGUCAGAGGUCAGGAGAAUGGCCUCCUCCGUAAACCCAAAGAAACCACGCCCCCUCCCCCGCUCGCCUCCCCCGCCACCAGGGCGAAGGGCAAAGACGUUCACACGUCAGAUGAGUCCGACUGUGAUGAUGACCUUGACCCCAAAACGGGCAUGGAGCUCCUCAACCCAAACUUUAUCCAAGAAGUGGCUCCAGAGUUCCUCAACCCUCUGUCAGACGUGGUGUGUGCGUUCGGGGAGACUGUGGUCCUCUGCUGUAAAGUGUGUGGACGACCCAAACCCACCGUCACCCUGAAGGGCCCCGACCAGAACCCAGUGACCAGCAACAGCCGCUUCACCAUAGACAUCAGGGAUACAGGUGACAUCUUGUUGAAGAUCUGUAAUCUGAUGCCUCAGGACACGGGCAUCUACACCUGCGUUGCCGUUAAUGACCACGGCUCUGCCUCCUCCUCUGCCUCCAUUAAAGUGCAAGGUAUCCCAGCAGCCCCUGGGAGACCAGUGGCCCAGGAGGCCAGCAGCACGGCGGUGAUGAUCCACUGGCCGCCUCCGGCUUCAUCCGCUCACUGUGCUGUUAGCAGCUACACUGUGGAGUACAGACAGGAAGACUCGUUGCUAUGGCAGCAGGUGGCCAGCAGCAGAGAGGAGUGUGUUCAAAUCGACACUCUGAUCCCCGGAGGUCACUAUCAGUUCAGAGUGCGAGCCUCCAACCGCUGGGGCAUCGGCCCGCCAUCAGAGCCCUCGAAUAUGGUCACACUGCCCAGCAGCAACUCUGGGUACGAUGGAACAGGGAUCCAGUGGAAAGAAAACUUUGAGUCGACCUUCACUGAGAUCUCUGAGAUCGGAAGGGGACGAUUCUCAGCGGUGAGAAAAUGUCUCAACAAGUCUACAAAGAAAGAGGUUGCGGUUAAGUUUGUGAGUAAGAAGAUGCAGAAGAAGGAGCAGGUGGCUCACGAGGCGGACGUCCUCCGACAUGUACAGCAUCACCAGCUGGUGGCGUUGUUGGACACAUAUGAGUCUCCCACCUCUCUGAUGCUGAUCCUGGAGCUGCUGGAAGACGGUCGUUUGCUCGAUUACCUCGUCGCCCACGAUGAGCUGAUGGAGGAGAAGGUGGCGUUCUUCAUUAGAGAGACGCUGGAGGCUGUGCAGCACCUUCACACCUGCCGAGUGGCACACCUGGAUCUGAAGCCUGAGAACAUCAUGGUGGACCUCCACUCUCCCACCCCAGGCAUUAAGCUCAUCGACCUCGGCGAUGCCGUCCAGCUGUCAGCCCACCGCCGGUACGUCCACCUCUUACUUGGAAACCCAGAGUUUGCUGCACCCGAGCUCAUCCGUGGCACGCCGGUCUCUGUCGCGACAGACGUGUGGAGCGUCGGCGUGCUGGCUUACGUGAUGCUCAGCGGCGUCUCCCCGUUUCUGGAUGAAUCACCCGAAGAAACCUGCGUCAACAUCUGCCGCCUGGACUUCUGCUUCCCGGAUGAGUACUUCAGCGAUGUGAGCCAGGCGGCGAGGGACUUUGUGUCCUCGGUGCUGCAGCAGGAUCCCAGGAAGAGGCCGAGCGCUACUUCCUGUCUGCAGCACCCGUGGGUGGGUCGUGGGGGUGCACAUGGCGGGGAGUACUCCAAGACACCCCUGGACACGACGCGGUUGGCGACGUUCAUUGACCGAAGGAGACAGCUGCAUGACGUUCGGCCCAUCACUAAUAUCAAAGGGCUGGUGAGCAGCAGCAUGGGCAACACACUGUGACGGAGAGGAGCUCUGAGUGCGACUCCACCUGUGACCACCAGGGCGUCCACCAGGGCACCCACCUGGGCACCCACAAUAACAUCACAAUAUACUUUAAGCAUUUAAUUAUCUUUAGUAUUUAUUAUGUAUGAGUGGGAGAGGUGCCUGAAUCCUUCCUGUGGUGUCAGAUUUACUUCUUGCUGUAGGACCACUCUGUCACCACUUGAUCAAACUUCGAAGCAGAAAAAAUAUUUGAAAUUUAUGGCUGUACGAUAUUUAAUUACCGACUAACACUUCAUCUGAUCUUUGUUCACCUAGUAUCAACCAUUACAUAUGAAGCGGGUCCCAUAAACUGCCUAAAACACCCCGUAAGAACCCAAAGAAAUUACCUCAAAGCUGAGAAAACGAGCAUUUAGAAAACACACUGUGAGCAGGCGUAAUGACAACAUGUUAGUUUAUAUUUGUAAUGUUUAUUUUUCCAGGGACAAAUAAUAUAUCAGUGGCGCGAGCCCGUCAUGUUAGGAGCUAAUCUUAUCUGCAGACGGCUGUUGGUGCUGUUGCUCAGGAGCACUGAGUCCUGCAGGGACCGGCCGGCAGAGUCAGACUCACUGAGAAGCAUUUUAACACCCGUGCCCAGCUAACAUGCUUCUGCUAACAUAACUUAAUAUAUUUAAAUGUGAGAUCCACAGUGAUAUUUUGCCUGACCAGUGAGUGACAUCAAGGUUGGUCAGUAGCAAAAAUGGUAACACACUGUGACAUAACUGCUAACAAUGUAUUUGUAGUCAUCAGGUCUGAUUGAAUUAGUGUCACAAGGAGCUUUCAUGGAGGAUUUAAAGAGACAGUUCAUUCCUAAAAAAAAAUACAUAUAUAUAUAUUUCCUCUCACCUAUAGUGCUAUUUAUCAGUCUAAGUUGUUCUGGUUGUUCCGGCAGUUACCGAGUGUUGGAGAUAUCAACCUUCUCUCCAGUAUAAUAGAACUAGAUGAUACACACUGAACAGUUUCAUGUAGGAACUAUUUUCUCUCUACCAAACUACACCUGCCAACCGAAUCUCUACGCAGAGGGAAGUGUGCAUCUACUCAUGGACGAACAUUAUUGGUAUCCUCCUCGGCUGCGCUGUAACGUUAGCUAGCUCAGUGGGCCUAGGUGAGCUAGCAGUAUCAAACAAAGAUGCAUGCUUUCUUUUGCACGGUGAUACAGUUGGAAAAAUCAAGGCCAGUUUAUGUGGCGCAUUUCAGCAACAAGGAGUCAGAGUGCUUUACAUAAAACAUCAAGAUGAAGUGCGAAAGAAACACAUUAAAACAAGCUGACAUAGCAAACAAGCUAAAGUAGAAUAAGACAGGUAUAAAAUACAAGAAUAAUUGUUACAGUGCAGUGUAAGAACCCAGUGAUGGUAGUGUCGGCAGCCACAAUCAGGCCAGCUGAUUUGGCCCAACUCUGGGCGUCAUUCAUACCAAGUCUCAGCCAAGUCGGGCAAGCGGAUGCAGCCCAGCUAAUUUCAUCUGGCAUGCCAAGUUUGGGCAGAUGCCAGGCCAAGUAAUUUCUAAUAACAGCCCAGGGAUGGCAGUGUCGGCAGCCGGAAUCAGGCCAGCUGAUUUUGCCCGAUUCUGGGGCGUCAUUCAUGCCGAAUCUCAGCUGAGUCAGGCAACCGGAUCCAGCUGGACUAAUUUCAUCCUUCUGGGCCAGGUCAUUUUGUCUACUUGGGAAAUGACAAAAUAAAGCUUGAAUAAAAAGCAGCGGCAAACAGAAAAGUUGAGAGUUGUAGCAGACCUGCAGGUUUCACGAAGUUUGUUCCGGAUAUAUGGUGCAUAAAAACUAAAUGCUGCAUCUCUGUUUAGUUUUGACUCUGGGGACACAAAGCAGACCUGUCCAUGAAGACCUGAGAGGUCUGGAUGGUUCAUGAUCAGAGAUCAUAGUGUAUUUUGGCCCAAACCAUUCAGUGCUUUAUAAACAUACAGUAGAAUUCUUUGACAGUCAUUAACCGGUGUAAAGACCUCAGAACUAGAGUGAUGUGAUCACUUUCUUGGUCUUAGUGAGGACUUGAAUAGCAGCAUUCUGAAUCGGUUUUAACUGUCUAAUUAAUUUUAUCGUGUAGUUGGUGAGGCAGGUGUAGUUCGGUAGACAGAAAAUAGUUCCUACACGAAACAGCUCACAACAAGGUAUGUGGAUUAUCUUGAGACAUUGAUGAUGAGUUUUUCAAAUUUGUUUUUUGGUGCUUUGACCACAAUAAGCUGAAUGACAUCUAGUUCAACUAUACUGGAGAGAAGGCAGACAUCACCAUGGCUGAUAUCUCCAACACUCUGCAACUCACACCAAAACAAUCUAGACUGAGAAAUAGCGCUACAGGUGAGAGGAAAAAUAUGAAUUUUGGAUUUUGGGGUGUACUGACCCUUUCAAAGGGAAUCCGAUAGAUGUAUUGGAGGAGUUAGAAAACGUGCAGCUUUUUAAUGUUAAUGUCAUCCUGGGUCAAUGUCUCGCUCAAUAACAUUCUAACAGGAUUUCUAGAAUUUGGCGACUGAACCUGAAACUGUAGCUGCGUAAUACAUAAAGCGGCUCCAGUAACAAAGAAGGCUUUCAAGUAGUGAUGGGGGUGUUUCAGCACACCCAUCAAGAAAACUUAAUAAAUUAAAUUUGGGUGUGAAAAUCAGACUCUGAAGUUGAUGGCAUGAAUGUAGAAUAUAAAUAAGGUGAUGAUAGCUGAGGAGGGGAGAGUAAAUCAGUCCACAUCCACACUAACUGAAAAUAUAAAUUCUUCUCGCUUGUUCAAUCCUCUCCAGUAAUAAUCAGUUUAAACAAGGUGUGUCCUAAACGACAGAGAGCAAAAAACUCAGCUUAAAAAGUGAUAUUUAAUCUUUUUGUCCAUUUGUUAUGAAGCUUAACAGGCCACCUAUGUCCUACCGAAGAUUUCUAAAUAACGCCCUGUAGCUGCGACUAAAAUCACCCACAUGGAUCGUUUCCUGGACUGGAUGCAACAGCACUGAAUCUCGCUCUGAUGAACCUAUUAAUUUAUUGAAUGUUUAUUUAUUUCUGGACUGAUGUUUUGAGAGUGAAAUUAUUUUGCAGUAGUGAGCCGGAGCCGUCUGGAGCCGACAUUUAGAGACGACUAAAUCAAACUGAAGUCACUGAACAGCUGCUGGACUGUGCAGCAGCAGCAGCAGCAGCAGCGGCCGCAGAGUUUACGUUGUGAAUAGUGUCGUCGUGAACCGCUGGAGUUUACAUGGAAUCACUGACUCAUCUGUACUGGACAAUGAACUGGGUUAAAAAGGGUGGACGUAGGUGAAGGUGGAAAAAAAUCACCUUGUAGAGCAAACAGAGGACGACUGGACCUUACACAGGGACACAGAAGGCACCACGGAGAGCGAAACCCUCUCUAUAGGAUAAUCUGUUCGUAUCACUGUUUACAAAUACUUUGUCCAAAAAAAUGCUUAGGUAGUUUACAGAAAAGAGUAGAGUAAUCAGGGAAAUCCUGCAUGUAAAUUCACCAGGGAUGGUUUAGAAAUCAGGUUAGAAAUCUGUGACAUUUGGUGUUAAAGGCUGGAGACGAGCUCCACCCUGAAACUGUUCUGUUUGUACAUUUGUCUAGAGCCGCCGUGGCGAGAAACCGACCAUCGUGUGUGGUUCCCAUUCUCAUUUGUCUUGUAAAAUAGUUCAUGUUCAUGCGGCUGAGUCGCUCUCAGAUUUAGACAGAAGAGUCCAUUUCCUGUCUUGUUUCUACUGAUGAAUGUAAAAAAUGUAGAAUGUGUUUCUGCCAUCACAAGUGCUGUCCUCUGCUUUCACCAAAUGCUUUCACAACGCUUUCCCCCUCUCGCCAUUUUGCAUCCCCAACUCCCCCGCAAGCAUUUAGUGUUUCUGCGAUAGUAAGCAUUUAUUUUUAAGCAGCCGGGGAUGCAGAAUGGUGCAAAUGUAAAGCAAGCCAGCGUUCUGUAGAAGCAGCUUUCACCAUUUGAUGACUAGUACAACAACAUCCAUGAAAAUCUGCCAGUGUGAUAGUUUGUGUUGAUCAGUGCAGCUGUAACGAGAUCUAUUCAGGUACCAGUGAAGCAGCAGUUCGGCUGUUUCAUCUCAGUUUCAUCUUCUCAGCAGCGACUCUGGAUCAGUGACGUUGGAAACACAAGAUUUCUCUUUCCUGAAGGGUCUGAGAUACAGUUAUCUCAUCAUCCAGCAUGGCGGCACACUCUGUAAACAACACACAGCAUUACGUUUAACACCUUUAUUCAUCUCCUCCUAACACACAGAACAGCUUUGUGCUCAAUGGUUAAAAAUAUAAGAAGUACCUAAAGUUAACUACUAACUGUAUCAACUAACUAGCUGAUGUUAAACGCUGUUGACAACAUUAGUGCUGAAACAAUCAGCCCGUUCAGUAAAAAAAAAUAUUGAUAGCAUAAUCCAUAUUAGUUGCAGCGCAGCAGAAUAACAAAAAAAAUCAUCUCAGUCUUUGAUAGGAGGCUUAAACUGUUCAAUAUUAGAUAAGAAAAAUAAAACUUUGACUACAUACAGACAUUAUGUAAUUUAACCAUGAAAAUGUUCAAUAAUCCAGUCAGUUAUAAAACUGGCUCUUCCCUGUGUCCUGAUUGAUGGUUAAUGAUGAUAAAAAAAGUGGCUUUAUGAACCUGUUUAUACCUGGUAUUAACAUGCGUUUUGGUGAUCUGAACACAAGAGGGCAGUCAAGACACAUCACGCUUCUCCAGCUGACCACUUGUGUUCAGAUUUCUUUACUGCCUACAUCACUUACGCUAGAAGAUCACACAGUUAAUACGUCCACACUCUCGCUAGGCGCUUGCUAGCAUGCUUGCUAGUUAUGUUAGGUGGGUACAGAUCGAGAGCAGAAAUUUCCUCCCACAGGGCAAAAUGAUAGACAGUCACGUAACACUUUGUUCAGUUCAUCAUGAAUACAGUGUGCCAGGGCUGACGUCAAAACCUGGAAGUUUAGCAUCGCGCUGGUUCCCGGAAGAGAAAGUGAAUGUGAUUUUUGCAUUGCGUUUUGGAUUAUGUCAGAAAAUAAGCUCUGUGGCUAACACAAGUUUAUGAUACUUACAGGUUUUGUUCAGCGAGAUAAUCUUCACAUAUGAAC